CAUUCUUUCAUUCUCUAUCUUAUUCAGUCCUCAGCAGAGACAACUUGCCAACAACUGCCAACCAUAUCUUAAUCUACCCCUACACAAUUCUCUGACUCUCUCUUUUCUUCUCUUGGUGUUUUACUGAAAGUAUCAAGAAUGAAAAGCAAUGAUAGUGGUACUGAGGAGUGGAGUUCUGAUAUGGCCAUAACAGAUGAGACUCUGUCUCAUUCUCCUGUGUCCAAUACCUUAGCUGUUUCCAAGAGUCGCCGGAGAUCAGGGAACCCGGUUAAAUACGCUGCCAAAGCCAUUGCUGGAGUCUUUAUUGAUUGUUUCACGCCUCCGGAGGAUGAUGAUCCUCCUAAGUCAAGGAAAAAGAAGAGUAAUUUUCAGCAACUAAAAUCAUCUUCUGUUUCAUCUGGUAGAAGUGGGAGUGAGAAGAAACAUGGUGCAUUUCCAUCAUACAUUCCAGCUGUGGAGAGCGAUCUUAGAAAAGGGAAGUUUACCAUGGCACAAAUAUACAAGGCAACAAAGAAUUUCGACCCUUCCUUUAGACUUGGUCAAGGGGGUUUUGGGACAGUCUAUAGAGGAACUUUGGAUGAUGGCACCCUUGUCGCAGUGAAACGAGCCAAAAGGAGCGGUUAUGGUAACCAUUUGGGAGCAGAAUUUCGAACUGAAAUCCAGACACUAGCUCAGGUGGACCAUUUGAACUUGGUAAAGUGUUAUGGGUUCCUAGAGGAGAAAGAUGAGAGACUCCUCGUCGUUGAGUAUGUUCCUAAUGGAACUCUUAGAGAACACUUGGAUUGUUUCCGUGGUGAGGCUUUAGAUAUGGCUGCAAGACUCGACAUUGCAAUUGAUAUAGCUCAUGCCAUUACCUAUCUUCACGUGUAUACAGAUAAUCCUAUCAUUCAUAGAGAUAUUAAAUCUUCCAACAUUCUUCUCACAGAACGUUGUCGAGCAAAGGUUGCUGACUUUGGUUUUGCCCGUGUAGCAGCUGAUAGAGAUUCCGGUAUCACUCAUGUGUCUACUCAAGUUAAAGGCACUGCUGGAUACUUAGACCCGGAAUACCUUCAGACAUACCAACUCACUGAGAAGAGCGAUGUUUAUUCCUUUGGCGUAUUGUUGGUGGAAUUGGUGACUGGAAGGCGUCCUAUUGAAAAUAAACGCAUGAUGAAAGAGCGGAUUACAGCAAGAUGGGCCAUAAUGAAGCUCACAGAAGGAGAUGCAAAAUCAACCAUUGAUCCAAGGGUAGAAGCAACCAUAGCAAAUGUCAUAGCUGUAGAAAAGAUCCUUGAAUUGGCCUUAAUAUGUCUAGCUCCACAGCGCCAGAAUCGCCCAACAAUGCAGAGAUGUGCCGAGAUACUCUGGAGCAUUCGCAAGGACUUCAGAGAGCUAUUAGCUGCAGAUGCGUGCCCUUUCUCCCCAAGCACGCAGAGAAGCAACUCGAUAGGAAGGGCUACCCUGCAUCACUGAUGCCGUGAUCAUCUUCUAGGGCUGUAGAUAUUAAGCUCAGCAAUCCCAUAUGACAAUUACUAUCCUCUUAGAAUUAUGUGCACAUAUUUUUUUGCCCUUGCUGUAUAUUCUGAUUGUUUUGGGAUGCAAGAGAUGUAAGAGAAAGCAAGUAUAGGUCAUUUUGAUCUUUGUACCAUUUUUUUUUUACCUAACAUUGUACAUGAGCAAUCAGGAAAAGACAACUUCCAUUACAAGCAGGAAAAUCUAUGAUCUUCCCCUGACCUAUAUAUUGAAUUUCUAGCCUAUUCAACA
Molecule: messenger RNA, 1743 nt
Organism: Beta vulgaris subsp. vulgaris (sugar beet)
Lineage: Eukaryota; Viridiplantae; Streptophyta; Magnoliopsida; Caryophyllales; Amaranthaceae
Product: calmodulin-binding receptor-like cytoplasmic kinase 2
Exons: 6
Coding region: 139-1452 (437 amino acids)
Biological process (GO): protein phosphorylation
Molecular function (GO): protein kinase activity; ATP binding
Source: RefSeq, a predicted model, not a curated record